Neopelma chrysocephalum (saffron-crested tyrant-manakin) is the source of this 6287-nucleotide messenger RNA. RefSeq names its product kinesin family member 11 (gene KIF11). The record is from RefSeq and is a predicted model, not a curated record. NCBI's taxonomy places the organism in Eukaryota, Metazoa, Chordata, Aves, Passeriformes, Pipridae. Gene Ontology annotation, molecular function: plus-end-directed microtubule motor activity; microtubule binding; ATP binding. Gene Ontology annotation, biological process: microtubule-based movement; mitotic spindle assembly. Gene Ontology annotation, cellular component: nucleus; spindle microtubule. The coding region runs from base 2338 to 5829 and encodes 1163 amino acids. The transcript has 26 exons.
UAUUUGAUUUUCUGGGGGGAUUUCUGGGGGAAAGUCGUGGAUGGGGCUGGUUGCUUUAAUUCCUUUCUAGGAAAAAAAAAACCAACACAAAACCAGCACACAAAAAAAGAAAAAAAACAAAAAAAUUCCUACAAAAACCAAACAAAAAAACCUCCACUGCCUCUCAAACCCCACUGUUUGAAGUUCUGGUAAUGUAUGUUCUUCAGGUGUAUCUAUUUUACUAUGUCUUAUUUUUCAAAGCUAAGGGGACAAAAAGAAGGUGGUAUCUUACAAAAGGAAAUUCACAGAACCCUCCUGUCAUAAAAAGGUAGAAAGAUGGGCCAGAUGAGUUACCUAAAGUUAUUUCUGCACCCAAAGAUGGAAUUGAAGAUGUAGCAGAAGUAGCUUUAGUCAGCUUUCAUGAAAUUUGCUGUUAAGAAGUGGCAGCAUACUAUUUCAUGUGGUCAACAGGGAAUCAACAUAAUCUGUCAGGGAAUGCUGGUUUCCAGUGAGGUCUGUGCUGCUAUAGAGACGCUCUUACCCAUACCUGAGCCACCCAGUUAAAACAUUUGUGUCUGCAUCAAGUACACCCACGCUUCUGGCCUCCGUUUAGACACAGAACUGUCUCUCAAGUUAACUCAUCCUGGUUGGAGCAAGGCAUUUGUUAGUUUUCACCUAAAUCAACUGGUUGGAUUUAGAACUGUGUGGGUGCCUAAUUUUAACACAGUAUGUUAACUACUGCAAAAAUGUCCUCAUGGAAUUCUAGUUGGAGGCAGUCUGGUUUUUUUCCAGUUCCUAGUGUAUAUAAAAGUGAAGACCAAGCUGGACAAAAAGAGGACAGGAUAGAUGGUGAGCUCUUAAUUCUGACUUCCGCCCUAUUGCAGUUUCCAGUGCAUCAGAAAGGCUCAUCCCCUGGUGUCUGACAGAAGUCACACUGCUGGCUUUUUGUGCACCUCCUCACUGGCAGAGCAUGAGACACAAGGAAGUCCUUGGUUUAGGAUAAAUAUGACUUAGCAACAAUGAAGAUGUGAGCUUGUUAUCCACAUUAUUCUCAUACUGAAUCCUAAAGACAGCUACUACACCAGCUACUGAGAAGAAAUUAACUCUAUUCCAGCCAAAACAGGACACACUGAUGUUUAUUCAGAGCAGGUUGGGUUCUUAUAAUCUGACUCCUCUCUAUUUCAAUUUAUACUAGCCAAAAUUACAAUCAUUCACUAUUUUGGAUAUCCUUUCUAUGUUUUAAUGAUAUUUUUAAUAGGACACCAUCAGCAAAAGUUAAAAGGACUUGCAGUAAAAUUGGCUUCUCAGUCUAGUCCAGCAACUAAGAUUUCUUCCCAUGAAAUUUUAAUUGCUCAUAGACAGUUGGUGCUUUCUGCCUUCUUCAUCUGCCCUAGUGGAAAAACAGGUGUUAUCUAAAAGACCAAAUGAGCCUAAAUAUAAUUUAAAGUAAGUGUGGAAAUUAUUCAAAUAUUCCCAUGAAGAAGCCUUACAAAGUAGCAGUGUGGAGAUCCCUCUUCAGAAUAUGUGACAUAAAUGUGCAGAGAAAUUGAUCUUCAAAGUAGGCAGGUUACAAAUAAUUUAAAAUAAAACUAGUAUUUUGUACUUGUCUUGAAAGCUAAGAGACAGCAAGUGUAGAACUCUUAAGUACAGUCUUGAUAGGCUUCUAAUGGAAGCAUGUUUUUGCUACCUAGAUAAAAUUCUGGACUAAAUUCAAAUUGUAAUUGUCUAUAAUAGGGCUUUGUAGCAAACUGGCCUCGGGCUCAAAAAAAAACAUAGCUUAUGAUUGUUAUUUCCACUCCAAAAUAAAUAGCAGCAAUUUCGUGACAUGGCAUAUAUAAAAAAACCUGUCUAUUGACUGCUCUCAGUAGAAAAAUACUGAAUGAAUAAAAUUUUAAGAUAUUAAAGGUAAUGAGGCCAAGGAGACAUUUCCUGUUAACUUCAGUCAGUCCUGUCAAGUCUGUACGUUUCCAAUUUUCCCAUUCAUUGUUUCUUUUCUUGUUAUGUAAAGGACAUCUUCCAGCUGCACACCUUAACUGAAAAUAGUGACAUAAUUAUCCUGUUACUUUGACUGAAGGAAAACCCUGUCCUCAGCUGAAAACGUACCAGUACAGUGUGUAAAAGAGCAAAAAAGCAGAAGUUGGAAGAAAAUAUUUCCUGAGUUCCAGUGCUACAUUCUUUUGUAUGACCCAUUUGAAGGAGUAUAGAACAAAAGGGCAUUUUUUAGGCAUGCUUCUCCAAUUUUGCUGUGAUGUUUGAAGAAACUGUGGACUAACAGGAGAGCUAGUGGGGACAGAAGAAUGGCUGGAGGGCUUGACCUGCGAGGGAGGGUUACGUGGAUGAUGUGACUGCUGAAGACUGAUGUGCGCGGCGAGGAGUUGGGCUGCCCUCAGACCCGGGGCUGUGAGCGGCAGCUGCAGAGGAGGCGGGACGCGGCCCUGUUUGCCCCUGGCGGUAUCUCGGAGGCGGAGGUGCGAGCUGGGCGGGGGGCGGAGCCCUCGCGGGGCGGGGCCGCCAUUUGAAAUGCCGUCCCGUGGUUCCCCGCGGCCGCCGCUGAUUGGCCGGGCCGGGCACUGCGCCGUUCAAAGUAGCGGUGGCGCGCGCGACACGUCCCGUUCCGGCAGCGCCUCGGCUCCUGCUCCCGGCAUGGCUUCCUUCGGCUCCCAGGGCGGCGGCGGCGGCACCACCAAGAAGGAGGAGAAGGGCAAGAACAUCCAGGUGGUCGUGCGGUGCAGGCCUUUUAAUGCCUCAGAACUUAAAGCAAGCUCCCAUCCUGUUGUAGACUGUGAUCAAGCAAGAAAGGAAGUCAGUGUCCGCACUGGAGGAGUGACAGAUAAGACAUCAAAGAAGACUUACACAUUUGAUAUGGUUUUUGGACCUCAGGCUAAGCAGAUUGAUGUAUACCGGAGUGUUGUGUGUCCCAUUUUGGAUGAAGUUAUUAUGGGCUACAACUGUACAGUGUUUGCUUAUGGCCAAACUGGUACUGGUAAGACCUUCACAAUGGAAGGGGAGCGGUCACCCAAUGAGGAAUACACUUGGGAAGAGGAUCCACUAGCGGGUAUAAUACCCCGUACAUUGCAUCAAAUAUUUGAAAAACUCACAGAGAAUGGUACUGAAUUUUCAGUGAAAGUCUCUCUUUUGGAGAUCUAUAAUGAGGAGCUUUUUGAUCUUCUGAAUCCUACUCCUGAUGUUGGAGAAAGACUGCAGAUGUUUGAUGACCCUCGAAACAGGCGGGGUGUAAUUAUUAAAGGCUUGGAAGAAGUAACUGUACACAACAAAAAUCAAGUCUACCAAAUCCUGGAAAGGGGUGCGGCAAAGAGAACAACUGCAGCUACUUACAUGAACGCAUAUUCCAGCCGCUCCCACUCGGUGUUUUCAAUUACCAUCCAUAUGAAAGAAACAACAAUAGAUGGAGAAGAACUUGUUAAAAUUGGAAAGCUAAACUUGGUUGAUCUCGCAGGAAGUGAAAACAUCGGUCGAUCAGGGGCAGUUGACAAAAGAGCUCGUGAAGCUGGAAAUAUCAACCAGUCUCUCCUGACACUAGGAAGAGUUAUUACUGCUCUGGUAGAAAGAGCCCCACAUAUUCCAUACAGGGAAUCUAAACUCACAAGAAUCCUUCAAGACUCUCUUGGAGGACGGACGAAAACAUCAAUAAUUGCCACAGUUUCUCCUGCAUCUAUAAAUCUUGAGGAAACAUUGAGUACACUGGAAUAUGCCCAUAGAGCAAAGAACAUAAUGAAUAAGCCUGAAGUCAAUCAGAAGCUAACAAGAAAAGCCCUUAUUAAGGAAUACACUGAAGAGAUUGAGCGUCUGAAGAGAGACCUUGUUGCUGCACGAGAGAAAAGUGGAGUCUAUAUUUCUCUUGAAAAUUAUGAAGCCCUUAAUGGAAAGCUGACUGUUCAGGAAGAACAAAUUGCAGAAUAUAUUGACAAAAUUGGUGUUAUGGAGGAAGAAGUGAAAAAAAUCACUGAACUAUUCACAGUUAGUAAAAAUGAACUUCAACAGUGUAAAACAGAUCUGCAAAUCAAGGAGAAAGAGCUAGAAGAAACACAAAAAGAUCUGCAAGAAACCAAGGUUCAUCUGGCUGAAGAAGAAUAUGUGGUUUCAGUUUUGGAAAACAAUGAACAAAAACUUCAUGGCACAGCUAGCAAGUUACUUAGUACAGUUGAAGAAACUACAAAAGAUGUAUCUGGGCUUCAUGCGAAACUGGACCGUAAGAAAGCUGUUGAACAGCACAAUGCUGUUGUCCAAAAUGCAUUUGCAGUACAAAUGAAUGCUUUGUUCAACAAAAUACAGGAUUCACUUAGUGAAAACAGUUUGAAGCAGCAACAGAUGUUGACAUCUUACACAAAUUUUAUAGGUGACCUCUUGUCUACCAGUUCUUCAACAGCUGAUAUUCUUGCAUCAGUUAUGUCAGCAGCUUGUGCCUCUGUUAAAGAAUUGGUGUCUACAGAAAUUUCUCACAUGUCUGAAAAAAUAACGCAGCAUGAGAAUCUAUCACUGGAUUGUAAAGCUGAGCUGCUGAGAUUAAUUGAGGAACAUGAAACUGGUUUAGGAAGAGCGUUAAAUAGCUUGACACCGGUGGUAGAAUUUGUCUUGGGGUUAAACUGUCAGUUUCAGAGUAACAUGAAGAAAUACUCUGCUGUGGCUGAUGAGAUGGAGGUCCAUAAAUGGGAAAUGAAUACCUUCUUUGGAGAUCUUUCUCUCACUCUGAAAAAAAUACGUGAAGAAGUGGACAGUGGUUUUGCUGAGCUUCAGCAUAAUUGUGAUGAUUUAAAAGAAGAAGUGGAAAGGACGAGGUUGGCACAUGCAGAGAGAACAGCUGAAUUCAUGUCCUCACUGCGAAGCCAGCUUGACAUGUUUGCUCAGGAGACUCAGAAGAACUUAACUAAUGUACUCACGAAAAAUGGAAGCUUGAAGACCACCAUCACUGCUAUGCAAGAAAACGUUCACUUGAAAACUACAGACCUAGUUAGCAGUGCAAAUUCCAAUCACAGCAAAUGUACUACAUCUCUGGAUAAUUUCUCUCAAGAGCUCAGGGGCAUAAAUGCUGAAAAUAAGAUGAUACUGGAAGAAUCCAGUGACCACUGUCAACAUCUCCUCAGCAAUCUCAAGGAUGUGUCUCAGGACACCAAAACCUGGCGUGAAUUUACAACUGCUCAGGUGGUCAACUUUACUGAUCAGCAGCUAUCAUCCUUCAGUGAUGAGAAACAGCAGUUUCAGUGUUUACAAAAGAAAAGUGAAGAACACUGUGAUAAAACAACAGCUGAAAUUGCUGACCGUAGUAGUAGACAAGUGGCUGCUGAGGGGAAGGUACUCAAUGGCUUUCUUGAUCAGAUAAAGGUGGAUAAAGAGAUACUUCUGGAGCAGAAGCUGGCACUUAGCAACAAAGUACAGCAUGGACUAACUCAGGUUAAUGGCUUCCUGCAAGAGGAUCUGAAAGUGGAUAUUCCAACAGGGACAACUCCACAGAGAAGAGACUACUUCUAUCCAGUCACACUCAUGAGAACAGAGCCACGGGAACUUCUACUGGAGCAAUUAAGGCAAAAGCAAUCUAAGCUUGAUGCUAUGCUAAGCAGCAUGUCAAAGGAGAUGGAGGAUAGUGCAGGUCAGGACCUGUUGGAAGAGGAGGGAGGGUUGCAAGAAUCCAAUGAAAGCCUUGCUAGCGACAAAUGCUUAGCGGAUACAAAUGUAUACUGCCACACAAAUGGUGGCAUUCCUUUUUUCCAGCAGAGAAGUCGUCGCAAAAAGGGUAAAGAGAACAAAUCUGCAGCUACAGUGGAGAACAAAAUGGAGGACAUGACAGAAGAGUUUCUUCACGAAUCCAAGCAUCCCUUAAGAUUGCUGAACUAAGAUAUAUCUAUUGCAGAUCCCUGGUUUUUUAAAUUUCUAUCUCAUUGUCUUACUGAGCCAUAAUGUUUUAGGUUAUUCUUGGUCUCUCUUUAUUGUGAUGCAAAGUUGAAUCAAAAGAUUGACCUGCUAGAUGUCAUGCCUUUGUCCCAUUUUUAUAUGCUAUGCUGGUAGCUUGCAAUGUAUUAAGGAAAAAAAACCUGCACAUUGUGGUGCUGUUAUGUUAAAUAUAUUUCUGUGUUGUUAAGAUAUCAUUUUCUGUUUCUCAGUAGAUUUAAAACACCAGAAAGGGAUGUUGAAAUAUGCUUUGUCAGCAUUAUCAGCUACCAUUUUAUAUAUGAAUCAACUGUAAAUAAGUGUUCUGGUUUUGUACCUGCUUUUUAAUCCAGUUGCUCUCUUUGAUACUUCAAAUAAAUUUUGAUAAAUGGAAAACAAAUGUAUAAACACCUCAGUGAAACAAA